AGUGGAUGCCAGUCAUACAUCAGAGUGUAGAUAUAUGCACCUAGCCAGACCCAAACUUCAGCAGUCCGAGAGAAUCACUCGUGAGAAAUACAUUAAGAAAUCAGCACCACUCGGCAGGCAAAAACAUGUACGUGGUGGUUAUUUGCAUUAAAUUUCUGCUGCAAGCUUGCAUCGACUGGGUGAGCGAAAUAUCACGGGGGUUGAUAAAGCUCAUAGCCUUGGGUAAAUUUAGGAUCAGUGAGAGGAGGCGGGAAAGAGUUAAGAGGAGGGAGGAGAAGAGCAGGGAGCGGACCACAACUCCCACCAGUGUCAAUUACCAUUUCACCCGCCAAUGCAACUACAAGUGCGGCUUCUGUUUCCACACCGCCAAGACAUCUUUCGUGUUGCCCCUGGAAGAAGCCAAAAGGGGGCUGAAACUGCUAAAGGCAGCAGGCAUGGAAAAAAUUAACUUUUCGGGCGGAGAACCUUUUCUGCACAAUCGUGGGGAGUUUCUAGGCAAACUGGUACAGUAUUGUAAACAGGAGCUGAAACUGCCCAGUGUCAGCGUUGUGAGUAAUGGGAGUCGGAUCACCGAGAAGUGGUUCAAAAACUACGGUGAGGAUCUGGACAUUUUGGCUGUUUCAUGUGACAGUUUUGAAGAGGACACCAAUCGUCUGAUAGGCCGUGGACAAGGGAACAAAAAUCACAUUGAGAACCUCCUCAAGGUCAGAACAUGGUGCAAAGAUUACAAAGUGGCUUUUAAAAUCAACUCUGUCAUCAACAGAUUCAAUCUUGAAGAGGAUAUGAAUGAACAAGUCAUGAUGGUGAAUCCAGUAAGGUGGAAGGUAUUCCAGUGCUUGUUGAUUGAAGGGGAGAAUGCUGGAGAAGAAGCUCUGAGACAUGCAGAAACUUUUGUUAUCAGCAACAAAGACUUUCAGAGAUUUUUGGAAAGGCAUAAAGAGAUCAAGUGCCUUGUGCCUGAGUCUAAUGAGAAGAUGCGAGAUUCCUACCUCAUCCUUGAUGAAUAUAUGCGCUUCCUUGAUUGCACCAAAGGCAGAAAAGAUCCAUCCAGAUCUAUCUUGGAUGUAGGCGUUGAGAAUGCUAUUAAAUUUAGUGGGUUUGACGAGAAAAUGUUUUUUAAACGUGGGGGUAAAUAUACAUGGAGCAAAGCGGAUAUGCAUUUGGAUUGGUAACUGAUUGCUGUUCUACAUUCCUGCUUGUACAGAUGAUAGACAGUGUCCAUGCUAUACAUUGUUUUGUAUAAUAUUGCAGAAUUUUGGACUAUUUUAAUUGUCUAAAAGAAUAUGGCACUCAAUGCUACAUCCUUUCAACUACACCAUAGUUAUACAUAGCAAUAUGGGAUGUAUUUCUUGCACAUGUAAAAAUCACUGCACCAGUUUGUAGUGAAGUGUAGAACUUACAACAAUGGAACAAAACAUGAUUGCAAAAGAUAUAAUUAUUUUUCUCCAUGUUUUGCAAUCUUUUCUGAAAUGCUUAAUAGAUUGUUAUUGUCUUGAUUAUAAUGUAUUGAAAACCUCUUGGACUGAGAGUUUUGAAAAAAAGAUUUGAAGUGCUUUGUCCACCCUGAUAUCACGCAAUACCACAUCUGAAAAGAAUAGUCAAUUGCAAUAUGGACAAUGGGUUUGGGAGAUUGACUAAACUUUAAAUGGUUUAUGCUUUUAUUACGUUUCAAACAAGCUGUAUUAAUGGUUCAUAUAUUAAAUAAAAUGAAAAAUCUUAAAAUCUAUUUUUAAAGCAAAAUAUCAAAGACUAGAUUUCACAAUAAUACAGUAGUUGUAUUUAUUUUCAAUAUGGCCAUCAUAUUUAAUAGAGAGAACUAUCACUUCUACAUUAUAAAAAUGUGUUUUUAUUUUUUUACAUAGUGAAUGUUUGAAUUGUAUUAAUAUAUGAUGCAAGGCACUUCAUAGUAUAUACAGUCCGUUCUGUUAAUUCCCAGUGAAUAAUCACUUUAGUAUUAAAUUGAUCCAUUUGUUUCAGCAGAAAAGCUUACUUAUUAGAAGUUUAUCAUCACUUAUUUAUACCACAUGUCACUAUUCCAGCAAUGGUUUCCCUUUUUGCUAAAGGCACUUUUGGGACUAUCUUGAUACAGCCUCACAGUACCAAUUUGUUCAGAAUUCUAGUUCCUCCAUUGUGUCAGUCAAUGAGUUGGAAGCCGGCAGCACUUACAGCAAGCAUGUGUACUUACUCCAAACAGAGGGAAUAGUGGUUUGUUUCUAAUCUUAGCAGUAUGCAGAGAUACAGUGAAAAGAGUGGACAUUUCAUUUGUUACUUACCUAACAAGUUACUAAGCAAAAUAAAGUCAAAAAGAUGAUUAACAGAAAAAAGAUAGCAUCUUUUAUCUCUCCUAUUAUUUUCUUUUAUAUUCACCUACCACUGUUUUCUGUUGAACACUAUGUAUUGCUCCCCAAUUUUUUUCUGAUUUUCAGUACUCCGGUCUUUGUCCUUCCACUACCACUUUUACUUUAGCUCAGAGCCAAUUACACCCUAUUGCAACAUCUUGCUUUAUGUUUUUCUCAUCAUGUUACUUUAGUACAUGGUACACAUGAAUAAAACAUUUUCUUUUGGUCUUUGCUUCUCACUCAUUUGUUUGUCUUAUCUGCUGCUGUUUUUUUUGUUUCCCUGUCCUGGUCCUUUUUGCCCCUUGUUAGUUUACCUCUUUUUCACAGCUUUUUGUUAAAAAUGUUUUACUUCUCCCUUGGCCAGCUCUUUCUCUUAUUUCUGAAUCAGAUUUCAUUGCAUUUAUUUUCUGUAUCCAUCUCCGCAGGUAUACAUCGUGCCUACUUGGCCUUAUACUGAAACAUUGUAACCAAUUAUCUAUUUCACCACUGAUAAGAAUACCUUCAAUCCAAAUAAUCUUCUUCACAAGCACACACUAAGCUGAUUUAGCAGAAUGAUUCUAAUUUCAAAAGGAUGUGUGGUAUAAAUAUGGUAUUAUUAGGAUAUUUCAUUAAUAGUAUUUGGAAUUUUUGAAUUUUUAUGCGCUUAUCCAAGUUUCAGUGCAGUGGAAUUGAUGUGCAUGUUAACAAUUCUAUUUUAUGUAAAUAAUGACAUUUUCCUAGAAUAUUUUGUACAAGUGCUGUAAAAGCCUGAAUAAAGUGGAAAAAUAUGCA
Carcharodon carcharias (great white shark) is the source of this 3110-nucleotide messenger RNA. It is a transcript of the gene rsad2, whose product is annotated as radical S-adenosyl methionine domain containing 2. Bases 126 to 1172 code for a protein of 348 amino acids. The record is from RefSeq and is a predicted model, not a curated record. Gene Ontology annotation, biological process: defense response to virus; positive regulation of immune response. Gene Ontology annotation, molecular function: catalytic activity; 4 iron, 4 sulfur cluster binding. The transcript is spliced from 6 exons. Lineage: Eukaryota; Metazoa; Chordata; Chondrichthyes; Lamniformes; Lamnidae. Gene Ontology annotation, cellular component: mitochondrion; lipid droplet; endoplasmic reticulum.